Molecule: messenger RNA, 2048 nt
Organism: Pangasianodon hypophthalmus (striped catfish)
Lineage: Eukaryota; Metazoa; Chordata; Actinopteri; Siluriformes; Pangasiidae
Gene: edn2
Product: endothelin 2
Exons: 5
Coding region: 130-636 (168 amino acids)
Biological process (GO): regulation of vasoconstriction; vein smooth muscle contraction; intracellular calcium ion homeostasis
Cellular component (GO): extracellular region
Molecular function (GO): endothelin B receptor binding; hormone activity
Source: RefSeq, a predicted model, not a curated record
GGAGUCUGAGCUGCACAUGAGCACCUGUCAUUGCCUCUAGCAAGAGCACUAAGAACUCAACACACAGUAAACCUGUGCACGUUGCUUUCUGUGGAUAUAAAAAAAAAAAGCUUUGUUUUAGUCUUUACAAUGGAUCUCUCUCUGCACACCAUUCUGCUGAUCACUGCCACAUUCUGUGUGUUUGUGGAAGAAGGAUUUGGACUACCCCUGUUCCAACCAUCAGAAACCCAGAGCUCUUCUUUAACGGCCGCAAGGGUUCGCACCAAACGCUGCUCCUGCAGUAACUGGAUGGAUAAGGAAUGCAUCUACUUUUGCCACUUGGACAUAAUCUGGGUCAACACACCUAGUAAGAUCACCCCGUAUGGCCUCGGAAGUCCUCUGUCUCGUCGCCGGCGCUCCACUGGGCGUUGUGAAUGCGCCAACCCCAAUGAUCCUACCUGUUCCACUUUCUGCCACACCAGCUCCAUGGAUCCAAGCCUAGUGGUUGUGAGUCCACUUGAUCCUGAAGUGGGCCAGGUGGAUAAAGCUGACAAAGAUCUCCUCACAUAUUUCAGACAAGUUGCCAAGGCUAAUCUCAUCGCAGCCAAGCGUACUGCUGUCUCAAGGAAAAAGCUGACCAAGACCAACAAAUCGUGAACCAGUCAGAGAAAGAUGCAGAGCGAUAAGAAACAAAGGAUCAAAAUCUUCCCAGGAGGAAAUGUCAUUCCUGGGUAAGAAGCUGAUGCCCUUGAGAGGAUCUCUUCUGCUCAAAAGUGGGGUAUGACUGGAAGGACAGUUGAGAGAAAGUUCUCUCAAAAGACACAGGAAGACCUAAGAAUGCUCAUGGAAAAAAAUACAGCUAUUAAAGAUACUGACAGUGUUAAGGGAAAAGACUUAAGGUGUUCAGGGCCACAAUUAAUACACAGAAACGUCACGGAUCAGAGAAGCAGUGGAAUGUGUGAUAGUGCCUAUUUGAAUACAAGUGUGCCUUGUGUUGUUUUACUAAAGGAAGAAUGGAGCACCUUGAACACCUGUGAAAUGGAAAGGAAGGAAUGUUAAGCCAAAAAAAAAAACAUAUGGGAGUCAUGUUUGAUAGUUUAGCACUAUCAGAUGAAAACUGUAAAUUUUAGCCUUACAAAUGAGGCACUUAUUCUUGCAAAAAAAAAAAAAAAAAGACUCUGUGCAAUACUGCUAUGUUAUGAAAGGUUGAAUAUAACAGUGAUGUGUCUGUAUACUAAGGUCUUUUUUAUCUUCUCCUUGUAGUACAUUCUGUUCUUCUCUGCAUUUUAGUUGCACUUCUCUGUAUCAGAGUUUCAUAUGAUUUCAUUUCUCUUGAAAAUGUUAAAUACCUCUAUGCAGGCCCUUGCUGUAAUUUCUUAGGAAGCCGUCAUAAACACUGAGUUUAUACUUCUGUUACUGCUGUAUGAUAACAAUGACCAAAGGUUGCUAUGCUGUCUUAUCUAAGUUUGCCAGUGGAUUCUUUGGGACACAUAUUAACUGUUUUAUGAAAUGGAUCAACCACCCAGGGCUCAUGAGGGAGUUUUUUUUUUUUUUCUUGGCCUCUUUGUGAACGCGGAAAUAUUAUUAACAUGGUUACUGUUGCGUGUUUUCAGUUACAUGUGCAAACGAGUUUCAAUGGCUCGGAGCUUGCCAACAAACUGCAGUAAUUGUUUUUUCCUGCAAUAGAACAGGCCAACUAAUGUCUUUGUAAUUUCCCAUUAUAAGAAACAAGCACUGGGUUUCAGUGGAAUGUGUUUAAUUGGGCGGCCUUUUAACUACUGCUUAUAGCUUGAUGUUUGUCUUCUGCGUGUGUAUGGCACGCAGAACGACUCACUGCUAUGUCAACAACUACUGUUUCUCCUCUGAUAUCUAGGGAAAGGCCAUUUUCAGCCUUCAGCUUGACCACAGAUACUUGAAUGUUUAGUUUCACAGCCUGCAGGGCCUAUAUCAUGUUGUAAAGUAGCAUGCCUGGAAAAAUGUUAUUUAUUUAAUUUAUUGAGCUCACUUAUUUAUAUUUUGUACCUCAUUUACAGACAGGUUUUAUCUCAAAUAAAUUAUUGGAAUUGAAA